AAGCUGCAAGCUCGCACCUAAUCAGUGGGUGAUAUCUACGCAAUGGCAGCAAGCAGGGGCCCUGGCAGAGAGACGCAGCAUGCGGCGGUCACUACAUGUACUGGCGCACUGGAGUGGAAGGAACCUUGUCGUUCCUACCGUUAUGCGCAGCUCUCUCCUUCCACACAGCAGAGCGGAGAACAAAAGAGAAGAAGCAGAAAUUGAAGAAGAAGAAGCCCAUGCUCUCUCGUUGUAGCGAGUGAGAACUUUGACCCUGUUCGACCCCUGUGUGAAGUAGGUUCCGGAGCGGACCAGUAACGUACACGGAACAAAGGAGAACAUGGCAGUUGGUACAUUACCCGUGCUUGUUCUCGUGGCGGCGCUCGCAAGUAGCGCGCACUCGGUCAGUCACUGGAGAGCAGGACAGUUCAAUCAGGAAUGCUCGGCUACGUGCGGAGACAACGGUGUUUACACACGCACCGUACGGUGUGCCGACUCCACGGGACGUACUAUACCCGACGCCCAGUGCAGUAGCCCUGACAAGCCCAGCCAGACAGCGCCGUGUGGACGGGUGCCAUGCGGGUCUGAACUUGGACAGACUACUCCUGCGCCAAUCCCGUGCACUGGAUCCUGCACCACAGCGCCAUCGACCACCGAGCCACCAAUCGGCUCCCAGUGGAGACUAAGCAACACGUACUCGCCAUGCUCGGUGACCUGCGGCGGAGGCAAUCGCACACGGGCAGUGCGAUGCGCAGACAGACUGGGCGAGACCAUCGACGACUCAUUCUGUGCCGGCACCGAGAAGCCGGUCUAUCUAGAGCCAUGUGCUGAGGCUUCUUGCAUGCCAUUCAUGGUGAACCUGACGGACUGGUCGCCGUGCCGACGGUGCGUGCACACGCGCUACAUGGAGUGCCGUCAGACAGACAUCGAGGGACACACGCGCACGCUGGGCAUGGAGCACUGCGGACGCAACGGCAGCCUGGAGCAGCGCUUCUGCGCACGACGCCGAUGCCGUGCCAUGUGGGUUCCCGGCCAGGCAGACUGCUGCAAUGAGUUCCUCUUGGCGAGGCCACAUCGCUGCAUGGAGUUUGGCGUGCCGAUCAGUGACUCCGUGUGCGAGUUCCAUGGCAUACCCCUGCCCAUACCGCGGGCAUGCACUACCACAGUCGUCUGCACAGACCGUAAGGCACCGCCAACACAGUCACCAACACCGGUCACUGCUGACGUUGGAGCUGCCCUGCCCGGACCGGGACAAGGUGUGUACCCGGGACCACAUGGUGCAAGUACUCAAACACCUAGCUCAGACGGUCCCGCAGCGGGUGAUCCCUCCGCGCCAGCACAACCAGCUCACCUACCGUUCCCCGGCCCCUACCCAAUGCCCACGUAUAGCCCACAGCAACGGCCAGUGUCCGGACCGACUUACCAACCACCCUUUGCUGGUGCCUAUCCCACUGCUCCGGGACCUGGGCACGGCUUCCCGGGUGAACAGCAAGCAACCGCCUACCCCGGACAGACUGCGCCGCCAGCCCAUGGCACUGCCACUGGGGAUGGAACCCAAGAGACACCGGUCACCCCAACCUCUCCUGGACAGCCCAUGCCUACCCAAUACCCUGGUCAGGUCCUUCCCCAGCCAACUUUGUACCCAGGACAGCCAAUGCCAGGCCAGCCAAUGCCAGGACAGCCGACCCUCUACCCAGGACAGCCACUGCCAGGACAGCCUACCCUCUAUCCCGGACAGCCAAUGCCUGGACAGCCGACCCUCUACCCCGGACAGCCAAUGCCAGGCCAGCCAAUGCCAGGCCAGCCAAUGCCUGGACAGCCGACCCUCUACCCAGGACAGCCAAUGCCAGGACAGCCGACCCUCUACCCAGGACAGCCACAGCCAGGACAGCCAAUGCCAGAACAGCCUACCCUCUACCCCGGACAGCCAAUGCCAGGACAACCUACCCUCUACCCCGGACAACCAGUGCCCGGACAGCCUACCCUCUACCCCGGACAGCCAAUGCCAGGACAACCUACCCUCUAUCCCGGGCAGCCAAUGCUGCCAGGCUAUCCGCAGCUGCCUGGCGACCAACAACAGCCCUGGCCACCGGUCCAGCCUGGCGACCACAUUGCCCCAAACCCUGGUGGCACCACGAAGUACCCGGUACCCGAUCAUCCGACAGCCGACAGCACUCACCCGACACCCGGGUAUCACACUAACAUGCUGCCCCCGGUGACGCCGAAGUACCCGGGAUUCCCGGCACCGUACCCGGCAUACCCUGGUGCUGCCCUGCCAGUCUUUCCAACACCGGAUCAGCAGCAGCCCGGCAAACAGCCCGCAGGUGGUGUGCCACCCAACCCGGGCGUGAACUAUCCGCAGUACCUGCAGCCCGGAACGCCACAGCAAGGCUCCGACACCGUCAAGCAAUUCUUCCCUGACCUCUAUCCAACCGCAUUCCCUGCCGGUGGUGAGGCCGCCGCAACAGAAUCCAAAACCAGUACCACUGACAGUAGCAAGGGUAAAGUUGCUGAUAAGAACUCUACAGCCUCCAAGCAGAACUCCACGGUUCUGAUCGGUGGCGGUGGCGGCCUCUACGGUGACACGCCCCACAACGAGACCAAGAAGACGGACACGUCUGCAUGUGCACCAGCCUAUCAGGCCUCGGUGCUGAUGGUGGUAUCGCUGAGCGCGCUGGUCGUCGUGGCCGAGACCCUGGUCUCCACGCUGGUGUUGUUCCGGGUCUGCUGAAAGCACCAGGAUGUACGCAUUCGACGCGAGUCGCGUUGUAUAUUGCGGAGCAUAAUGACAACAGUACGAAAAGACCACCACAUAGAGGAGUUGCUGCUUUCGUCACACAAUAAUUAUUGAGAUCAGGAGGGCUAGACAUCUCAGCAGCACUGACCAUGACUAUUCAUUGGAAUUCAUUGGGAAUCAAGACGUAAUAGUGUACUGCGAAGUAGCUGAAUUCUAGAAUUGUAAACCAAACAUUCGCGAAGUAUUCGGCAAAUAUACGCAACUUUAUGAAAUCAAGUAUAUGGACAUGAUAGUGCAAAUAUUUGAUUGCCUGUCUAGCGUACCGAUUUGAUUGCUGUAUUCAUGGCUUGUGUUGGUGACACGGAAAGAACCCCAGCAGCUUUCCAACUGCGAAUUUUACACUGCGAGCGAGUUGGAAUCUAAGAUUUACCUUUGCAGACUUCAUUCUCUGCUCCCCCUCUUGAACUGAAUACUAUAAUUAUUAUAUCAAACAGAAUAGCUUAGAUAACAAUGUUACAUGAUAAAACUAAUCAUUUUCCGUGCUGGCUACAUCCCAUCACUAUUGUUUAUCACUGGCAUUGAUGAAAAACAGCUAUACUGAUUUGUAAGUUAGCCGGGCGAAAAAUGCAUGCUUUCUCCUUCAUUUCUCAUCAACUGCUGCUUGUAUAUUCUUUUAAUUUAAAAAAAUUAUAGCAAGAGUAAUUAUUAUUGAUGAGCUUAGGAGCUUACUUGCUCUUGCGUAUACAUUAUGUAUAUUUUGCUGACCUACCCACUGUA
Molecule: messenger RNA, 3493 nt
Organism: Sycon ciliatum
Lineage: Eukaryota; Metazoa; Porifera; Calcarea; Leucosolenida; Sycettidae
Product: mucin-1-like
Exons: 7
Coding region: 320-2710 (796 amino acids)
Source: RefSeq, a predicted model, not a curated record